This is a messenger RNA of Suillus discolor, 1391 nucleotides long. Its product is annotated as phosphoenolpyruvate pyruvate domain-containing protein. The coding region runs from base 130 to 1215 and encodes 361 amino acids. The record is from RefSeq and is a predicted model, not a curated record. Lineage: Eukaryota; Fungi; Basidiomycota; Agaricomycetes; Boletales; Suillaceae. The transcript is spliced from 5 exons. Gene Ontology annotation, molecular function: catalytic activity.
ACCAUCGAUAUCAUCCCCCUUCCUUUCCUUGCCCUGGCUGCCCGUCCACAUUGAACUUCAACCCUCAAGCUUUUCAAGCUGUUGCUCACUCGCACUCUUCGUUUCUACACAUCCAAAUUUUUCUUCUCAAUGGCACCUGGUCUUGGUUUUUUCAAGAGCUCCGGUUCUAGCGAAGCACCAGUCGUCCAAGUCAGUCCUGAUGCAGAGUCAGAAGAUAAGGGCAGCUCCCAGUCUACGACCUCCCAGACGACGCGUAAAGCUGAUGUUUACUACAACCCCCGUCUCGACCCGGAGAACUUCCUGGAAGGAGAACUCUCUCCUGACGCUGCUACUCGUCUUCGUCAAUUGCUUGCUAGGCCAGGUAUUGUUAUUGCCCCUGGUAUUUGUGAUGGCAUUAGUGCCCGUUGCGCACUCGAAGCUGGUUUCGACUGUUUAUACCAAAGUGGUGCAGCAACCACCGCUUCGCGUCUUGGCAUGCCCGACCUUGCCAUUGCUACAUUGAACGACUUCGUUCAAAGCGCACAGAUGGUUUGCAGCUUAAGUCCAACCACUCCUGUUAUUGCUGAUGCUGAUACUGGCUUCGGUGGUACUGCUAUGGUUGCUCGUACAGUCUAUCAAUACAUCCGUGCCGGUGUUGCUGGCAUGCACAUCGAGGACCAAGUGCAAACUAAGCGUUGCGGUCACUUGAUUGGCAAGCAAGUUGUUUCCCGAGAGGAAUUCGUCACCCGUAUUCGUGCAGCCGUCAUUGCUCGCGACUCUUUCCCUGGUAAUUCGAACUUCGUCAUUAUUGGACGUACCGACUCCGCUCAAGUGCUUGGCAUGGAAGAAGCCGUAUAUCGAUUGCAGUUGGCGGCUGAUGCCGGUGCCGAUGUCUGCUUCAUCGAAGGCGUCAAGACUGCUGAUCUUCUAGCCUCCACGGUCGAAGCCUUGAAGCCUAAACCCGUUCUUGUUAAUGUUAUUUCCGGCGGCCUAACGCCUUCCUUCACUACUAAAGAGGCUGAGGCUCUCGGUGCCAAGGUCAUCAUUUUCUCACUCGUAUCUUGCGUCGCUGCCGUACAUGGCAUUCGUGCUGCCAUGAAAUCCCUGAAGAAGACUGGCACUGACCAUUCGUCGGCCAAGGGCAUGGAUCCCAAGGCCUUCUUUGAGGUCAUGGGUCUCCAAGACGUUGUCGACCUAGAUGCGAAGGCGGGAGGUAGUUCUUUCAACGUCAUAUAGUGCCAAAUUGGCUUUGAGUCUUGACAUCUUUCUCGUUACUGUUCCAUUCUAAUUCAUCUUCCGAAUGUUUCAAUUGUAUACGGGACGGGCAUCGGCAUUACUAUCAUUACGCUGUCAUCAUUAGAUUUUUCUUUACCUCUCUACAAGCUAGCACACAUGCAUGCAAUACACUUGGU